Rhododendron vialii is the source of this 1201-nucleotide messenger RNA. RefSeq lists its product as uncharacterized. The record is from RefSeq and is a predicted model, not a curated record. NCBI's taxonomy places the organism in Eukaryota, Viridiplantae, Streptophyta, Magnoliopsida, Ericales, Ericaceae. The transcript has 7 exons. The coding region runs from base 236 to 1012 and encodes 258 amino acids.
AAAUUAUUCAAUGCCCCUGGUAGAGCCGAAAAUACCCGGUUUCCCGAUCUACCCCAAGAUUCGUUUUCUCAUCAUUCAUUCUAUAUAAUCUAUCUGCCAAACCCGAACACGACGUGGGUGCCGUGACAUAUAUACUAUAAAUUGGUUUCGUCAAUCAUGUAUAUGUAGGUUUCGGGUGGUGGUCCGGUCACCGGCGGAGUCAGAAGGGGCCAUUUCUGUUGAAAAAUCAAGAAAAAUGGGGAGCAACAGCAACACCACCCAUGUUAAUUCUUUGUUGCUUCCUGAGAUCGGACCCGAUGGCCUCAUGCGGGAAGCCCCUGUCAUCGCCUACACCGAAAAGUUAAUUGCGGAAGAGCAGCUUCAAUUAAAGAAAUACAUCGAAGAAAACUAUUUGAAAAUUCGUGAUGUUGAACGAGAGCUUGCAAAUCUUUCCUUGGAGAUGAAGCUAACAGCUGGACCUAAAAAAGCAGCUCUUGAACACAUGAGAAAGAAAAUUGAAUUGUCAACUGAGAGCAUUCGAGUUGCAAAGAUGAAGGAAGAACAAUCAAGAAAGGUGUGGGAGGCAGCAUUGCAAGUUGUAAAGGAUGAGGAAGCGAUUAAGCAGAAGCUAUGUGAAGAUUUGAACAAUCUGGUUCAAGAAAGUAGCAACGCUCAGUUUGCUAGACUGGAGGAGUUAAAAAGGCGAAUUGAAAAUUUGAACCCAAGCAGAUCAUCCACUUCUGUACCUUACGAUGUGAAGCCGGUGGGACCUGCACAAAUCAGUCCAGUUCAAGAUGCUUCAUCAGUUCCUAGUACAUUGGCAACAGCCAGAACAGAAAGCACAACCAAUCACGGCAAUGGUGGAAAUGCUGAAGUCAUUAAUGCCCACAGUACUCAGCCUUCUGCUGAAAGUGAAGGAAGAGAGAAGAAGAAGAUCCAGAUGCAGGGAAGAGUAAAGGGAAUAGGAGCCGUUCCUAAGGGUAGAGGACCUGGCUGGACCGGGGCUGGGUUUGAUGUGGAUGGCAAAAAUUGAAAGCAUCAUUUCAGAAUCUAUUCUCCAUGUUAAAAGCUAUUGAUGAAAGAUUCCUCAGCUGCUCCUCAACUAGGUAUAUCAUGUAAUCCAUAAGAUUACUUUCAUUCAUUUGUUAAUUGAAAUGUCACCUUUCUCGCUGUCUUCACAUUAUGUAGUCUUUUGACCCAAAAUGUAGAUAGGUUGUUUGCU